AUAAACAUAUGAUAUGUUUUUAAUUUCUAUAUAAUUGUAAUUAUUGUUUGUUUUGAUUUACUUAACAUUUUGUCAAUAAUAAUACAUUUUAUAUAAUGUUAUCAUUAAAUAAAAGAGUGCUGAUCACUGCUAAUCAAUUGGUGAACAAAUAUAGCUCAAGACAAAGCCAUGACAUCCGCACCGGUAUAUUGAUGUUGAAUAUGGGCGGACCCGACACUCUCGAUGAAGUACAACCAUUCCUGACGCGAUUGUUUACCGACAAAGAUAUCAUACCAUUGCCAGCACAAAGUAAAUUGGGUCCACUUAUAGCCAAAAGGCGGACACCAAAGAUUCAAGAAAAGUACGGCCAAAUAGGUGGCGGAUCACCAAUCAAACAGUGGACAGAAAAACAAGGAUUACUUUUGACUAAAAUGUUAGAUGAGAUAAGUCCGGACUCAGCGCCGCAUAAGUUUUACGUUGGCUUUCGGUACGCAAAGCCAUUGACUGAAGAAGCGAUUGAAACAAUGGAAAGAGAUGGAGUCAAGAAUGCCAUAGCUUUCUGUCAAUACGCGCAAUACUCUUGCAGUACAUCUGGCAGUAGUAUCAAUGCCAUUGCCAGACACUAUAUAUCAAGUAUCGGUGCCACGAGUUCGCCAUCAAUGCGUUGGUCUUUUAUCGAUCGAUGGCCAACAAAUGCCGGUCUCAUUGAAGCAUUUGCAGAUCUGAUCCAAAAGGAAAUGCUUGAGUUUCCUGAAGACAAACGCAACAAAACAGUACUACUUUUCUCUGCACACGCCCUCCCUCUCAGUGCCGUCAAUAAGGGAGAUACCUAUCCUGCAGAAGUGGGCGCUACAGUACUUAAAGUUAUGGAAUUACUUAACUUUAAAUAUCCCUAUCGAUUGGUCUGGCAGUCAAAGGUGGGCCCCAUGUCAUGGCUCGCACCGCAAACUGAUGAGGCAUUAAAGGGUUUUGCUGAAAAAGGUUAUAAAAAUUUUCUAUUAAUACCGAUUGCAUUUGUUAACGAACACAUCGAAACACUACACGAAUUAGACAUUGAAUACGGACAGGAAUUAGCUGAAGAGUUAAAGUUAGAAACUGUUAGGCGCUGUCCAGCACCUAAUAUCCAUCCAGCGUUUAUAAGAGGAAUGGCAUCUUUAGUUAAGUCACAUAUAGAAUCGGGUGAAAUAUGUUCACCACAAUUGAUGCUCCCGUGUCCGCUCUGCACCAAACAGGUUUGCUAUAAUACCAGACAAUGGCUCACAACUAUCAAAAAAUCUCAAAUUUAG
Molecule: messenger RNA, 1265 nt
Organism: Oppia nitens
Lineage: Eukaryota; Metazoa; Arthropoda; Arachnida; Sarcoptiformes; Oppiidae
Gene: FeCH
Product: ferrochelatase, mitochondrial-like
Exons: 7
Coding region: 96-1265 (389 amino acids)
Biological process (GO): heme biosynthetic process
Molecular function (GO): protoporphyrin ferrochelatase activity
Source: RefSeq, a predicted model, not a curated record